This is a messenger RNA of Monomorium pharaonis (pharaoh ant), 3526 nucleotides long. Its product is annotated as putative nuclease HARBI1. The transcript has 5 exons. Lineage: Eukaryota; Metazoa; Arthropoda; Insecta; Hymenoptera; Formicidae. The record is from RefSeq and is a predicted model, not a curated record. The coding region runs from base 2085 to 3461 and encodes 458 amino acids.
UUGUAUUAUAUUUUUCACAGUACAUGCCUAGUACAUUCGAUGUAAACGCGCCCGUACUAAGGCUUUGGUGCGCACCAAACUUAAUACGCGUACUAAGGUUUUGACGAUGUAAACUAAGCCUCAGGGAGUAAUAAUAUAGUCAUACCAUCAGGUACGACCGAGAUAGUUUUUCCAUAAAACAAGACUCCCUAUUGCCGGUUAGUGUUUACACGAAAUUGGUGUAUUCUUGCUAUUUCACGGCCCGCAGUGGGGGAGCCACACUUGCUGGACCUGAGGUAUUUGAUGCUUUAAUCAUUAAAUAUUGUGACGUCCCGUCGCCCCAACCCCUCCCCUUUUUCUUUUUUUCCUAUUUCUAUAUUUUUACUUAUAUUUAUCCUCUAUUAACCCCAUGGCUUUCCCUGAUACUUAUGCAUACCCGCAAAAUAAGAAUUAAGGUCCAUUUGAAUGUGACAAAGUACAGACUACUAGAGUAGUAUUGAACUGACUCAGCGUAACAAUCUGAGCAGACCCCAGACCCUAGAUACUUAUUCUUAAAUCAUACUCGGGGAGCCAUCUAGCGUACUAGAAGUAAACUAACAAGUGAUUCAGUCCUAUAUUACUGACACCUUUUCAAUUUUACUACUCAUGCUUAUCUUAAAAUUCUGAAUGACUGCUUUCCGCAAUUAUGAUGGUUAUAUCAAGAUUAAUAUUGUUUAUGAGGAAAUCAAAAUUAUAAAUAUUUAGUCUCACUUAAAAUUUUGUAAACUCGAUACCUCCUGAACCAAGAUUCCUAAAAUUAUGGAAACACCACAAACAGAACCAGUACGUCUCGCAGUAUCCAAGUAUACAAAUUUUAUUUUAAUCUUGAAACUCAAAAUUUAGACUUCGAGAUUUUCAAAAAUCCAGAAUAGCCACUAGAAGCGCUCUUAAAACAGAAUUUUUGGCGCAACCUAGAAUCCGGCACCUUAAACCGUUUCCGAAUUAUAAGCGAUCCAAAUUGGGAAACUGCCCCCCCCACAAAUGUAAAUAUGAGCCUUCCUGAUGAUACUGGUACUGUUCCGCCCUCAUUCCGAUACCUGAUUACGAGAUAUAAUAAUUUAAAGGUUUUGCUCGAAAAUACAUAAGCAAAAUAUUAAUUAACGAAUGAAAAUCGUUAUUAAAUAAAUUAAUUUUACUAAUCCUACCAAAUUAAAAUAACUACUUCAAGGUUUAUUAUACCAACUUUCGUGAACCUAACUAUUAAUUAUCUAAUUGUUUAUUGCUAAUGAACAAUUAAAACUUAUAAAAACUAAAGGUACAACUAGUAAAAUUAAUGACAAAUUAUUGCGCCGACCAUGUGCGAAUAAGAAUUAUGUUUUAUUAAAUAAGAAUUAAAUUUUAUUAACUAAUUAUUCCAUUAAGCUUUAAAGGGUAUUGCACCAGCCUUAAACAAUAUAAGUCAUUGUUAUAAUCAAUCUAACUAUGAAACAUUGAAAUCUUAUAAAACUUUAUCUCUUUCUGACGUGAAAGGUCUCACUCAAAAUAAAUCUUGAUUAGCUCUAUGGUCUAUGAAUGCAAUUAUCACAGAUAUAAUUAAUUAAAUAACAAUCACUUUUAUUAUACUAUCCUGCGAAUCUUAUAUUAAUACCGAAACUCUACUAUAAGUUAAGAACAAAUUUUGAGGCUUCUGCAAAAUAUUCGACAAGGCGUAUAAAAUUGUUAAGGCGCAUACAAUUGUGAAUAUUAAUUAAGAAUAAUUUUAAUGGGCCGGAACAUUAUAAUUAAUAAUGUGUAUCGGCACAUAUUGCUUAUAAAUCGGCAUUACUCUUGAAGCCUGAGAAAUAGUAACUAUUUGAGAAAUCAUCCGCGCCAAUUUGAAACAUGGUCAAUCCUAAAAUCAUAUUGAAACAAAUUCCAUUAAUAAGACUCGAGAGAAUUAAAUAAUAUUUUCUAUUAAAAGGCUUCCAAGAACAAGAUGCUGCACCGCGACAGGUGAUGCAAUCGAUGAUACAUACUUUAACAUUGAAAAAUCUGACAUCGAGACUGUUUAGACUAUCUGAUAACUUUGAUAUCGAUAUGCCGCCGAUUUCACCCUACUCAUCUAUGCAUCGGAACUAGGGCAACCGAUGCAGGCGCGGGGGCGGUCUCAAGUAAUCGCGAUAUUUCGGAAAAGAAUUUUGGUGAUAGUUCGGAAUUCCACAAGGAACAAAGUCUCGGCGAUCUGUCGGAAUCCGAAAAAGGGAAACAAGGUCUUAGAUUGUGGCCCUUGCGGACCCAGAGUCAUCCAUACUUCAAACAUGGAGAAUCAAGAUUUAAGAUUGAGCGAAUCGGAAUUAAUUUCUACAAUUGCUACAACAUUUUCUUUUACGAUAAAAGAAGAAGACUCAUGCAUGUCAAGAAGUAGUAGUAGUGAUGAAAGUGAUGAACUUUCGAGUGAUGAAGAGGAAGAUACGGAAAUUUUAUACGCUAUUCUAAUGGUGCAAAACACAAGAGGAGUGACUAUUCCAACUGAAAAAUUAUCAGAUUAUAUAGAACGAGUUGUGCCAGGUUAUUUACCACAACAAUUCAAGGAACACUUUAGGAUGUUUCCUGAAACAUACAACAUGAUAUUGCAUUUAAUCGGACCAGCUUUAUCUCAAACGACAAUUGGAAGAAAACAAAUAGACCCAGGAAAACAACUGUUAAUAACAUUAUGGUUUUUAGCUACACCAGACUCUUAUAGAUCAAUUCAUGUUCAAUUCGGAGUUGGCAAGGCAACUGCAUUCAGAGCAGUAAGACGGAUAACGUAUGCUUUACAUUGUCUCGCACCAAGGUUUAUUCAAUGGCCAAAAGGUGAAACAGUAAGAUGCACAAUUAACGAAUUUUCAAAAAUAAAAAAUUUUCCAAAUGUAAUUGGAGCUCUUGAUGGUUCGCACAUUAAAAUCAGAGCUCCAAAGGAAGAUGCUGCUUCAUAUAUAUGCAGGAAACAAUUUCAUGCAAUUCAUUUGCAAGCUGUGUGUAAUGCAAAAUGUGUGUUUACUCAUUGUUACGCAGGACAUGUCGGCUCGGUACAUGAUGCAAGAGUUUUUAGAAAUUCUACCCUUGCUCAUUACAUUGAGGUUCCAAAUGAAUAUUUUCCGUUUGACACUCAUAUUGUAGCAGAUGCUGCAUAUCCAAUUCAUCCGCAUGUGAUGGUUCCAUUUAGAGAUAAUGGUCAUCUCACAAUAUUUCAAACAAAUUACAAUACUCGUUUGUCUUCAACUAGGAUGGCCAUAGAGCGAGCUUUCGGAUUACUAAAAGUGCGGUUCCGUAUUCUACUAGAUUGUUUACCUUUGACUGAUGUAAAAAAGAUACCGCAAGUUAUAUUAGCUUGUUGUGUUUUACAUAAUAUCUGUAUGCUAAGAAAUGACGAGUUUCCAGUUGUGAUAUAUCCAGAAGAAAACGCUGUACCUGAUGUAAUAAGAGCAGAGGCAGAAUUAGGCAACAUUAAAAGAAACCGAAUUAUGUAUGAUUUAAGAAUGUAGCCCGGAUUCAUAAACAUUUUAUGCACAUUGUAAAUGAAAUUCAAUAAAUUUAUAUCAUGAAUAUA